Molecule: messenger RNA, 642 nt
Organism: Cylicocyclus nassatus
Lineage: Eukaryota; Metazoa; Nematoda; Chromadorea; Rhabditida; Strongylidae
Source: the annotation of a GenBank genome assembly
AUGGAAGGAGUGAAGAGCCCGCGGAAGCUCAGCAGCCGUCGAACACAGGUACUGUCAGAAGCGCGGAGUUAUUUUGCGGAGAAAAAGAAAAACACCAUUGUCCUACGUAUCAUGUAUCGGCGUCGCACAGCCAAUCCAGAAAUUUUUGCGUACUUACGCACACACUGCAAACGGAGCGGUGGAAGAAGUGUAUUCAUUCAGGAGAAAGGCGAUCUCUUUCUUAGCGAUCCUGCUGGAUUAGCGCACGUUUGUGCUCCUUUAGAACGAACCAAAGAUAAAGCCGAGCGCAUGUCUUAUGAAUGUCUGCAGGAAAGAAGACAGCAUCCGACUGGAAACCAUCUAGGAACGCAAAUGUACUGGCGACUUCGCAGAUUAUGUGGUGACAGGAAAUAUCCUAGAUAUGUUGAACUCGUAUGUGUACUCCAGACAUUUACCACCAUUGCACUGGUCGGCUUAAGGGCGUUGGAUGAGGUCAUUGAUCACACAAGGCGAUUGCGACUGAGGGAUAGAGAAAGGCGAAGAAAAGUUACCGCUGCCAUGUCAGAAUUCGAAGAUCUUCGAAGCCGCUCCGUAAUUACAGCCGCAGAAGCCGAAGAAUAUUGCCGUGAGAUGGCUCGCUUCACAUCCGACAGAGCUAUGUAG